Molecule: messenger RNA, 1962 nt
Organism: Trichoderma citrinoviride
Lineage: Eukaryota; Fungi; Ascomycota; Sordariomycetes; Hypocreales; Hypocreaceae
Exons: 3
Coding region: 13-1962 (649 amino acids)
Molecular function (GO): protein binding
Source: RefSeq, a predicted model, not a curated record
CCAAAACACAACAUGCCCCUCUCCCUCACGGACCUCCCCUACACAAUCUUCACCGCAAUCAUCGCCCACCUCUCCCCCACGCAAACCAUCCUCUGCCGCCGCCUCUCCCGCGCGUUCCUCGCCGCCCUCACCCGCAACGACCUCUGCAUCAGCCUCAUCCUGGCGCACUUCCCGCGCUCCCUCGAGGGCCGGCGUCUCCGGAAAUUUCUCAAGUCGAACAACCUCGCCGCGCUCGAGAGCGGCGACUGGGCCGCCGUCUUUGCGACGCUCGCCCGGCGGUACUACCACCUGGGAAACGCCUUGCCGUGGAAGGUUGAGAGAGUGACUGUGCUGAAGGAUGAGGACGUGCUGAGGGGGGUGGCGCCGUGGGAACGGCAUUUGAGCCUGAAUGGCAAGACGGCGCCGUUUCACUUUUGGGAUCCGGUUUGGACGGUUGCGCCUGGGGAGGGAUUGCUGGUGUAUCCGGCGGCGGCGGCAGAUGUACUAGACGCGGAUGAUGCCAAAGUCCCCAGGUACCGGGCGCGGGACUUGCAGACGGAGAGGGAGGUUGAUGUGCCGUUUGAUCUGCGAGGCAAGAUUGUGCGGCGGGUGCGCAUCAGCCAUGGGGUUCUCGUCUUUGAGUGGUGCGAGCAAGAGCCCAUUGCACCCGACGAGGCGGUAUCGACGCAUCGACAUUAUGCGAGUGUUUACUCUGUUCGCAGGACGGGAUCUUGGGACGGCGUCAUUCCUCGGCGGGAGGACGGGGGCGAGGUUGGCGAUGCUUCGUCUAGGACAUCGGAGGAGUCUACGUGGGAGUUUGAGUUGCGCUGCGAGUUCAGGAUCCAUCCCUUGGGCUUUUAUCUGGACCAUCAGGAGCGCUUCUUUUCGACGCACAACGCUACGCACUACGUUGUGUAUACGUGGCAGCCGUGGCCCAAUGCCGAACCCAUCGAGAGCCUCACCAUCUGGGAACUCGGCCCUCCCAGCAGCAGCACACCCCAACCAUCCCAGCAGCCAUCAGAAAGCGCAACACCACCACCAGAGCAUCAUCAUCCAAACACCAACAACCCUUCAAGCCCACGCAUCAUCCGCAAAAUGCACGGCCGCGACCUCCGCGACCUUUCCCUCCGCCAGAGCCACCGCCCCGCCCUCCGCGCCAUGGCCCUCGACGACUGCACCUGGGACGCCGCCCGGUCCUGCGCCUGCGGGCACGUCUUCUUCACCGAGGAGGAGCACCGCUGGUCCGCGGGCCCGCACAGCAGUGCACACCCGCCGCGCCUGCACCGCGUCAAGACGACGGGGAUCCCGCUCGUCGGCCAAGGGCCGCGGUGGGUGGACGAUUGCGGAGGGGGAGGGGGCGUGAAUCUGCGGUUUUGCUGGAGGGGGAGGUGGAGGAGGGACAUGACGGAGGCGGAGGAGGAGGACGGGGUUACGUUCUACGACGACGACGACGACGACAACGACGAGGGUGGUUCAGCGGGAAAUGAUGAUGGGGGAAUCGCCUGGUCCCCGGAGCGCGCGUGGAGCCAUUCGCAGACCUGGCCCGGCCGCGCACCCUGCUGGCGCCACGACGACUUCCCCUACGUCACCCUCUCCGAGGUCUUUGACGCGGCGGCCGGCGUGCGGGUCAUUGCGCGGGACUGCUUCAUGCUGGAGACGCUGUCCGUGCACAUCCGGCCCAAGAUUCGCGUCCAGGGGGUCGGGUCCAACGGGGCGAAGCUCGUGUCCGGACGAAGAGGCACGACGGAUACGAACAAGACGACGACGGCGGCAUCAACAAGCACUACAGCUAGUACUACAGCAAAGGAUCACGCUUCUUCGUCUUCUCGGCAGACACAUAAGAUUGCCAGUAAGAACGGGCACGAGGUCCAGUUCGCAGACGCCAUGUGGUCCGAGAUGAUGGGCAAGGGCUUCAUCUGCGGAGACGAGCGCUGGCUCGUGGGCGAGGACACAAAGGGCGAUGUAACGAUUCUCGUCUUUUGA